AUGGCAAAUAUGUCUAACACAACUACAAGUGUACAGUACAAAGAUUACACAAAAUACGCGGAAUAUAAAGCUGGAAUACUCAUCUGGAAAAUAAUCCCUCCAAUACUGAUAAUUCUUGGAACCGUCGGCAACGGCUUAUCUAUUCUAGUCUUAACGCGGAGAUCUAUUCGUACUUCAACAACAGCUUUAUUUUUGACGGUUUUAGCGUUCUCUGACCUGGUCGUGUUGUACUCUGGACUUUUACGACAGUGGUUAAUUUAUUUGUUUGACAUUGACGUCAGAGAAAUCAGCCAGUUCGGAUGCAAAUUGAACAUCUGGCUUGUAUACAGCUCUUUGGAUUUUUCAGCUUGGAUUCUUGUUGGUGUUACGUUAGAAAGGGUGGUUUCGGCAUGGCUGCCACAUAGUGCCCAAACUCUGUGCAGUAGGAGGAGCGCCGCUGGACUGAUAAUUUCCUUAGGAAUUUUUAUUUUGGCAUUUAACGCUCAUCUGCUGUAUGGUAUGGUAUUCAAAUAUACAUUCGACCACAGCGGGCAUGCAGAGCUACAAAAAUGUGUAGAAGUGAAUAAUAGAUAUAAAGAUUUUUUCAACGUGACAUGGCCUUGGAUAGAUUUAUGUGCAUUUUGUCUCAUUCCUUUGACAGUUAUUGUCAUGGGAAAUUGGUUUAUAGUGUUUAAGUUGAUAAACAGUCAAAGGAGGGUACACUCUAGAGUUGUUCCGUCGUCUGCAGUUAAUGGAAGAGGACCGACGACAACACCGGGUCCAUGCGGGAAACCAUCCUCUGCCACUGCAAUGCUUUUUACCUUAAACAUCGUGUUUUUGUUCAGUACAUUACCAAUCAGUAUAUACAACAUAGGGUAUAUCUACUGGACAGAGGGCGCCAACGAGCGCGAUCAUGCGCAGUUAGAUCUAUGGUGGGCUAUAGUAAAUAUGUUAAUGUAUGUAAACAAUUCAAUUAACUUUUUUCUUUACUGUCUCAGUGGGGCCAAAUUUAGGCGAGAAGCUAUUCGAAUAUUCUGUCCAUGGAAACAAAAUCGAGUCAACGUUAUUGGUGCAAUUCGAUUACCCGCUGAUGAUCUUUAA
Mercenaria mercenaria is the source of this 1080-nucleotide messenger RNA. RefSeq names its product probable G-protein coupled receptor 139. The transcript has a single exon. The record is from RefSeq and is a predicted model, not a curated record. Gene Ontology annotation, biological process: G protein-coupled receptor signaling pathway. The coding region runs from base 1 to 1080 and encodes 359 amino acids. Gene Ontology annotation, molecular function: G protein-coupled receptor activity. Lineage: Eukaryota; Metazoa; Mollusca; Bivalvia; Venerida; Veneridae. Gene Ontology annotation, cellular component: plasma membrane.